AUGCAGCUGUUACGCCUCGGUCUGCUAGUUGCUUCUUUCGCUGCCUCCAUUGGAGCGCAGUCCACGUUCUCGCCCGCUCGCCCUCCAUCUCUCCCACUUGCUGUUCGGUCCCCGUAUCUGAGUACCUGGCUCGAUGCUGGCAGCGAUGGUGGAAAUGGAGGAUACCUCGCUGGUCAAUGGCCCGUCUUUUGGCAAAACCAGGUCAAUGGAUGGGCUGGUAUGGUUCGUGUCGAUGGCGAGACCUACACUUGGAUGGGUCUCCCUGGCACCACUACUGUCAACCAGACUGCGUUCGAGUACACUUCGACAAAGAGCAUCUUUACCAUGAACGUUGCGGGCAAGCUGGAGAUGAACAUUACAUUCCUUUCGCCUAUUACUCCCGCUGAUUACAAGCGUCAAUCCCUUGUCUUUUCUUACUUGAAUGUUGAGGUCGCCUCUUUGGAUGGCAGUGACCACGAUGUGCAGGUCUACGCGGAUAUCUCUGCUGAAUGGGUGUCCGGAGAUCGCAGCUCCAUCGCUCAAUGGGACUAUGGUACCAAUGACGGCGUCGCCUACCACAAGGUGUACCGCCAGACUCAGGCGGCAUUCUCUCAGUGGAACGAGCAGGCUGAAUGGGGUUAUUGGUACUGGGCCACGGAUGACAAGAACGGCAUGACCUACCAGUCUGGAGGCGACACCGACGUGCGCGGACAAUUCCGCAACAAUGGUAAACUUGCCAACACUGGCGACACCAGAUUCCGAGCCAUCCAAGACAACUGGCCUGUGUUUGGCUUUGCUUCCGAACUUGGCAGCGUUAGCUCAGAACCCGCGAGCACUUUGUUCUCGAUUGGCCUGGCCCAAGACGACGCUAUCCAGUAUGAGGGCUCUGAAGCCUAUGGCCCUGUUCCGUCUCUCUGGAAGAGCUAUUUUGACACUGAUGUGGACGCUUUGACCUUCUUCCACCUGGAUUAUGAAAAGUCUAGCCACAUCUCCGGCUCUUUUGACGCCCAGGUUGCCCGGGAUUCUCUUGCCGUUGCUGGUCAGAACUACCUCACGCUUACCUCGCUCUCGGUCCGCCAGGCGUUUGGUGCAACCCAGCUGUGUGGUACAGAGGACCACAUGUACCUGUUCCUGAAGGAGAUCUCGUCCGACGGUAACAUGAACACAGUUGAUGUUGUUUUCCCUGCUUACCCGAUCUUCCUGUACUCCAACCCGGAGCUUUUGAAGCUGGUUCUUGAGCCGCUGUACGAGAACCAGGAAGCUGGCAAAUACCCCAACACUUAUGCCAUGCACGACAUGGGCUCGAGCUACCCCAAUGCCACCGGACACAAUGACGGAACUGAUGAGCCCAUGCCGCUGGAAGAAUGCGGCAACAUGCUCAUCAUGACUCUGGCCUACGCCAAGGCUGCCAAGGAUACUGACUACCUGAAAGAGCACUAUGAUCUUCUCAAGAAGUGGACCGGUUAUCUCGUUGAGGAUGCUCUGUACCCGGCGAAUCAAAUCUCCACCGACGACUUUGCAGGGUCUCUGGCCAAUCAAACCAACCUGGCCCUCAAGGGUAUGAUCGGAAUCCAGGCUAUGUCGGUCAUUGCGAGCAAGACUGGUCACCAGGACGAUGCUGCCAAAUUCACUAGCAUCGCUCAGGACUACAUCACCAAGUGGCAGGAUCUGGCUAUCAAUAAGGAUGUUAGCCCGUCGCACACUACUCUUUCAUACGGUGAUGAUAGCAGCCAUGGUAUUCUUUACAACCUCUUCGCCGAUGCUCAGUUGGGUCUUGGUCUGGUGCCAAACUCUGUCUACCAGAUGCAGAGUGACUUCUACCCGACUGUCGCCAACGAGUAUGGCGUUCCCCUCGACACUCGUCACACCUACACCAAGGGUGACUGGGAAUGCUUCGCCGCAGCCAUCGCCUCCGUCGACACGCGAGACAUGUUCCUCCAGCACCUGGCGACCUGGCUCGACAAGACCCCCACCAACCGCCCCCUGACCGAUCUCUACGACACCAUCACCGGAAACUACCCAUCGAGCCUGACCUUCGUCGCGCGCCCUGUCAUUGGAGGUGCCUUCGCGCCGCUCCUUGUGACCUCGUAA
Molecule: messenger RNA, 2070 nt
Organism: Penicillium argentinense
Lineage: Eukaryota; Fungi; Ascomycota; Eurotiomycetes; Eurotiales; Aspergillaceae
Gene: gta1
Product: glutaminase GtaA
Exons: 7
Coding region: 1-2070 (689 amino acids)
Biological process (GO): carbohydrate metabolic process
Source: RefSeq, a predicted model, not a curated record